CCGACCCAGGAACAGCAUCAACCGAAGCCAUCUUCUUCUUCUACCCUAAACCUCUCUACCUCUCUCUCAUGGCGGCUCUCAUUAGAAACCUUCGGUCCGGGAACAGCCUAUCCAACUGUUCUCUCGUUCCUCCACACCUGCUCACAAGUUGCAGAGGAAUCGUUUCGAAGCUUUUCGUUGGAGGAUUGUCAUUCUACACCACGGACAAAAUAUUGGCUGAAUCAUUUUCUCAGUUUGGUCAAGUUGUUGAAGCCAAGGUUGUGAUGGAUAGAGUGUCGGAUAGAUCAAAAGGAUUUGGAUUUGUAACUUUUGCAUCCGAAGACGAGGCUUGUAGAGCUGUGACAGAGAUGAACGGAAAGACACUGAAUGGGCGAAUCGUUUUUGUGGACUAUGCAAAGCCUCGGUUAGGCGAAAAGCUUGGAAUGCCAAUUGCAAGAGGACCUCCUGAACCGAAAGUUGAUGAUAAUUGACUCCUCUUGCAAAGGUACAGAUAUAGUGAAACUCACACUGCAGGAAGUAUUGGUUCAAGCACAAAGUGAAUGGUACACUCAUGUACGUCACUCAGACAACUUGCGACCGUACCAAUGAAAAACACAAAAAAGAAGAAGAAGAAGAUAGCUCGACAUUUUAGAAUGAAGGGAACAAGGAACGGAUACUCUCAUUUGGUGCCUAAUGUGGAUCCAUUGAUUUGCAGAUUUUAAUAUAGUCUACUGUUGUAAGAAUAAUCUGUUGUGAUCUAAAAAGCAUGCUACUUGGCAUUGGAUCCGUGACGAGAAUGAUAAUUGGCUACAUUGUUCUCUGUCUAUGUUUUCUUCAACCAGUGUAAGCAUCAAAACAACACCGAUGAUGCUGGAGGCUCUCAAUUACUGCUCGUCGGAAUGGAGCUUUUCCAUAAUGGUAUCUGUUGUCAUAUUCUGUUGCUUAUAAUUAUGUCUGCGAGGACCGUGGUCUAUGGAAAACAGGUUUUAG
Molecule: messenger RNA, 969 nt
Organism: Rhodamnia argentea
Lineage: Eukaryota; Viridiplantae; Streptophyta; Magnoliopsida; Myrtales; Myrtaceae
Product: small RNA-binding protein 11, chloroplastic-like
Exons: 4
Coding region: 69-470 (133 amino acids)
Molecular function (GO): RNA binding
Source: RefSeq, a predicted model, not a curated record